Lemur catta (Ring-tailed lemur) is the source of this 3494-nucleotide messenger RNA. It is a transcript of the gene CEP89, whose product is annotated as centrosomal protein 89. Gene Ontology annotation, cellular component: ciliary transition fiber; centriole. Gene Ontology annotation, biological process: cilium assembly; chemical synaptic transmission; mitochondrion organization. The coding region runs from base 52 to 2607 and encodes 851 amino acids. The record is from RefSeq and is a predicted model, not a curated record. The transcript is spliced from 19 exons. NCBI's taxonomy places the organism in Eukaryota, Metazoa, Chordata, Mammalia, Primates, Lemuridae.
GGGCUAAGCCCUCGGGACCGGGGACUGCUUCAGCGGGGGGCCCUGGCUGUGAUGAGAUCUGCCGGUAAAUCCGGGCCCUGGUGCGCCCACCCACCCGCCGCAAGGAUGCUCCUGGGGUUUCGGAGAGGCCGCAGGAACCAGUUCAAACACAUCGUCCAUGGCCUUCUCCCUGCAGCCAGCAUCGCUCCGAAGCCAGCAGUGCCCCGCACGCCUCCUCCCCGCAGCCCCAACCCGUCUCCAGAGAGACCAAGAUCUGCUCUGGCUGCGGCCAUUCUGGCAACGACAUUAACUGGGCGGACCGUUGCCAUUCCUCAGCCUCGCCAGCGAUCCCAGUCUGAGAGUGACACGACCUGCGUUGAAAAGGACAGCUUCAUCGAGCCCUAUGCCACCUCCUCGGAGCUGAGACUUCGACUAAAUGGGCAGAGUGAGGUGGGAAGAAGAACUUCUCUGCCGUCCUUUGAAACACUGGGCUAUGGGGAAGAAGAGGACGUUGAAUCUCAGCUGUCAUCCAGCUGCGAGCAUUUGGGGGAUGUCAGUGCCCAGAAAGAAGAGGGAGGUCGCAGUGAUGACAUGUAUGCCGUGCCACACAGAAAUCAGGUGCCAUUGUCCCGUGGGGUGGACAGUGAAGACGAUGAAAGUACUUCUAAUCAGGAUGGGUUUCCAGGCUCACCUCUUACACCGUGGCAUACCCAACAAAAAGAUAAACACUCUGUACUGAAUUUAAAGGAUGAAAAACCUCCAUUAUGUGAAAAACCUCCACCCUCCCCAGAUAUAACUGGUAGAGCACGUCAAAGAUGUAUGGAACUAACCAAAGAAAAGUUUGAGGAAUUAAAAGAGGAAAAUUUGCGCCUAAACAAUACAAAUCAAACCCUUACCCUUGAACUAAAUGUCAUGAGGCAAGCAAUGAAAGAACUCCAAGUAAAACUUAAGAGAAUGGAAAAACAGAAGGAAAAGCUAAAAGAGGUUGAGAAAGCAUCGUCGCAGGAAGUUACCACACCUGAAUUACUUUAUCUACAAAAACAAGCUCAAGAAUUGGUGGACGAAAAUGAUGGGUUAAAAAGGACUGUCCAUCGUUUGAAUGUAGAACUGAGUCGAUAUCAAACAAAAUUCCGGCAUUUGUCCAAGGAAGAGAGUUUACACAUUGGAGGCCUCCCAUCAAAGGGCCCUACGCCACCCUGGCUGUUGGAUAUGAAGUGCCUGUCGCCACUGCUGCUCGCUUACGAAGACAGAAUGAAAGAGAAGGAUGAGCUCAACGCCACCCUCAAGGAGGAAAUGAGAACGUUUAGGGUGCGAGUCCAAGAAGUGGUGAAAGAAAACGAAGAAUUGCACCAGGCGUUAAAUAAGAGCAGCCCCAUCACCAGUGAGGAAUGGCGUCAGCUUCAGACUCAGGCAGAGCUGGUUUUAGAGGAAAACAAGUUGCUGCUAGAGCAGCUGGAGAUUCAGCAAACAAAAGCUAAGGACGCCCACCGGGAGCAGCUCCAAGAAGUUUCUAAGCUGACCAAACAACUAAUGCUGCUGGAGACUAAAACGCAGGACCAGGACAAGGAGCUGAUGGAAAACAAGGAGCAGCUGGAGAGUUUACGUGCUGAAUGCCAAGAACUCAAAACGCACUUGAAUGGCAAAAUUGCAAUGAAAGUUCAUACUUCAAUUGUAAAUGAAUUAAAAAGCCGGUUACAGAAGGAAGAAGAGACACGAAGUGCGGAGAUGGAGGAGCUGGUAGAGGAGCUGACGGUCCUGCAAAUGCAGAGGAAGAGCCUGCUUUUAGAGAAGAACAAUCUGACAGUGAAAAUCAAAGCACUGGAAGCUGAACUUGAAAGGGCCCAGAAAAUAAAUAGGAGAUCUCAAAAGAAAAUUGAUGUCCUCAAAAAGCAGGUGGAGAAAGCCAUGGGGAACGAGAUGUCUGCUCACCUGUACUUGGCGAACCUUGUUGGUCUGGCAGAGAAUAUAACCCAGGAACGGGACAGUCUGAUGCACUUGGCUAAAUGUUUAGAAAGCGAGAAGCAUGGAGUUAUCAACAAAAUCAUAAAAGGCAAUAUUCGCUUGGGAAGGUUGGAGGAAAAAGUUAAGGGAUAUAAGAAGAAGACAGCGCUGAAGCUGGGUGACAUCAGCCACCGUCUGGUGGAGCAACAGGAGGACUUUGCUGGCAGGACGGCCCAGUACCUGCAGGAGAUGAGGCGCCUCCACCAGAUGCUCAGGGACCGGCAGGACGGCCUGGACGAGGCGCUGCGGCAGAAGAGAGAAAUGGAAGGUGAACUUGAAGUUAUUUGGGAGUCUGCCUCCAAGGAAAACCGAAGAAUCCGAGAACUUCUACGGGCCACGCUGGCGAGGACAGGCAUGUGGGACAGCACCAGAGCUUUGGAGGACCGCUGCUUCGACGGCGCCUCUCAGGGAGACCUGCUGGUUGGCUGUGACUUUAGCUACUGCCAUGCAAAGCCUCCUGCCAUCGCCUGCCACGGUGCGCAGGAGCCUGUGGAGAGGCCCCCGCAGCCCGAAAGGUCUGCCGUGCGCAGGCGGGGGACGGCCAGUCCCUUGCCCCCGGAGGAGAGACUGCAGUGGCAGGAGGACGCGCAGAACCCCGCCGAGCACUGCAGGGCGGGGAGGAAAUAAGCUGUUUCCGCAUUUAAUCCGCAUUUAACGUUUUGUUGCUGAAACAUCUUCAGCCAGUGCGUGUUCUCUGGCCACGUGGCCACUGAGACCAGCUCUGUGACCCGCAUUGCUCAGGUUAGCAGGUGACCUGCUGGCCUGUCCCCCAGCUCUCAGACGUGCAGCUGGGAAAGCAGCAGAGGGACGGGACAGGUGGGACAAACCCUGGUGCUGGUGUUAGAAGUGUCGCUGCGGAAACCCGUCGAUGGUGGCAGCAGUGACGGUGGCUGUGUGCUAGGCCCAGGUGGUGUUUUCUUGUUUGCUAAAAACCAAGGUGCUGGCGCUCAGUAAGUUGCACAAACCUGCUCUUCUCUCUGCCCUGACCCUUCCCUAGCCUCCUGGGGAGGUGAUUUACUCUGGGGCCACAGCUCCCCGCCUCUGUGACGAGACCCUGGCUUGGAGCACUGAGGUGGAGUCCCUGCCUCACUGCCGCCACCCGGAGAGAGACCGGGGCCGUGUUGUGUCCCCUCUGUGCCUUCGCAGGUAAAUUAUCCCAGCCUCUCGGGACCGUUCACUGGGAUUUCCCGGCAUAAGUGCCAGAUACCUACAGCCACGCCCCGGGUGAGCUGUAGGAGCUCGGGGACAUCGGGCUACAAGGGACCCUAAAGUGUGGGAGGGAAGGGCUGGAACCCCCAAAACACGCCCUUCCCAGAGCCCUCCCCGCCAGGGCUUGCGCCGUCUCUGGUGUGAGUCGCCUGGUCCUCGGUCGCGGAGGGAAGUUACGCACGUGCUCUUCCGUUGCUGGGUGGAAAGUUGAGACUGAAAAUCCUAGUUCUUUUACCUUUGUUUCCUUUACCAUCCUAAAGGCUUUGAGUUCUUUUACAUUGUAUUAAACUUGCUCAACAUUUAAA